This is a messenger RNA of Paramecium octaurelia, 1613 nucleotides long. Lineage: Eukaryota; Ciliophora; Oligohymenophorea; Peniculida; Parameciidae. The record is from the annotation of a GenBank genome assembly.
AUGAUACCUUAAACAUCUAAUAAUGAGAAGUAGGCUACAUCCCAAGGUGAAGUCUUUCCCUGUAAACUUUGCCAUGAUGCCAAUAAUAAAGGAAAAAAUUCCGAGGAAUUUACAACAGAAAUCGUGAAUUAAUAUAACGUCACAUUGAUAAGAUGUCAACAAUGUUUAUGUGAACAACCACCAACUAAUCAAUGUAUAAAAUGUGGAACUCAAUUUGCUUAAAAAUUUUGCCCCGUUUGUUUACAAAAUCUGAAAAUUGUACCAAAAGUUAAACACCAUACAGGACCCUAGUAACUUAAUUUAAGUAGCAAUUAAGGUUUUAGAUUGUACUUCUUAAAAGGUAAUAUUUAAAUCAUCUUUAGGUUGUGAUAAUCGAUAGCUCAACUUAUCAUAGUAGAAGGAAUUUCUUAAUUACGUUAAAAUCGAUCCCUAUGGCCACGCAUUUAUGAUAUAUAAUUCAAAUGAACUUAAAAAUAAGGUAAGUUCUUGGAAAUAAACUCUUCCAUGGAUUACACCAUAUUAUGCAUUUAAGAGCAACCCUAUAGAGUAUAUAUUAAAAGAUAUCAUUAAUGGUCCUUAUGGGACAUUUGACUGUGCCUCUAAAGGAGUAAAUUAUUUAUGAAAUCCUAGGAAAUCUAAACGGUGAUCAAUUAUGGAGUUCCUGCUUCAAAGAUUGUUUAUAGCAAUCCAGUGAAGGAGGAAAAAGAUAUUUACUAUGCCAAGAGCAUUGGAGUCGAAAUAACGAGUGCUGACACCAUUGAUGAACUAAUCAAGAUCCAAAGGAUAGCACCAGAGAUGAAGAUACUCUGGAGAAUAUCUAUUGUUGAAGAAAAUCCAGAAAAAUUGGCCAACCUUUUUUCUGGUAAAUUUGGGGAUGAUAUACCUAAUUCAGAUGUUGCUCAUGAAAGGUUUAAGUAAAUUCAACAAAUGGGAAUUCAAUUAUAUGGUAUUAAUUUCCAUUGUGGAAGUGCUGUUUAAGGAUCAUCCUCGUUUGGAAAAGUACCUAAUUUAAUUAUCUUUAGGCUAUUGAUUUGGCAUAAGAAUGUAUGAGAAUAGGAAGAUUGUAUGGACAUAAGAUGGAAUUAUUAGAUGUAGGAGGUGGUUUUCCUACUGGAUAUAUUCAGAAUAAUAUAAUUAAUGCAUUAUUAAAAACCUAAAAUGAUCCUUUAGGAUAUUAAGUGAUUGCAGAACCUGGAAGACAUUUUAGUGCUAACACAUGUUAUCUUUUAUUUAGAAUUAUGACUAAAAGAAUUAAACAUGGAAGAUUGUGUUACCAUGUAAAUGAAUCUUUAUAUCAUUCUUUCAAUUGUGUUCUUAUGGAUGGUAUCUCAUUUGAAAAUGAAAAUGAUUAAUUGUAUAGUGUUCUCAAUUCAGAUGAGUCCUUAAAUACUUAGAAUUCAGAUCAAUCUAAUUCCUCCAUUUUUGGAAUGACAUGUGAUGGUGGUGAUAUUAUUGUUAAGAAUAUUGCUUUACCUAAUGAUAUGUAGGUUGGAGACUGGCUUUGUGUGUAAGGUAUGGGAAGCUACACUAUUGGGCCAAAAUCAAGAUUCAAUGGAAUGAAAUCAACAUCUAAAAUUUAUCAAUGGAGUAGUUAAAUUGAAGAAUAAAAUUGA